Molecule: messenger RNA, 1540 nt
Organism: Saprolegnia diclina VS20
Lineage: Eukaryota; Oomycota; Saprolegniomycetes; Saprolegniales; Saprolegniaceae
Exons: 8
Coding region: 34-1491 (485 amino acids)
Biological process (GO): transmembrane transport
Cellular component (GO): membrane
Molecular function (GO): transmembrane transporter activity
Source: RefSeq, a predicted model, not a curated record
GAGUCAUGCAGUGAGUUUAUUCGCAAAGUUGCCAUGGUGUCCGCAGCCGUCGCCUAUAUCUGCCUCAUCGCGACGCUCCUCGCCGUCGCCGCGUACGCCGUGUACAUCACGUACCGCGCGCCCGUCAAGAACGUCGCCACGUACAUCAGUGCCAAGAAGUCGCAAACGCCGUGGGUCCUUGGCUGGUGUAUGUUCUCAUCCGGCAUGGGCUCGUGGGCACUCUUCUCGUUCCCGGACACGGCAGCGUCCGUCGGCACGUGGGGCCUCAUUGGCUACUGGCUCUCGAUCGUCCUUGGCUACGCCGUCCUCGCGAUUGCCGGCCCUGCCAUCUCGGACAUGCUUGGUGAUGGUAUCACGCUCAGCGACUAUGCGGCGCGGCGCUUUGGCGUCGUGCAGCAGAUGUACGUGGCGCUGAUCUCGCUCUUUUACCAGCUCAUUUCGAUCGCGGCCGAGCUCACGGCCAUUGGGACGCUCAUGUCGCUGCUCGCGCCCGACACGCACACGCUCGUCUCGGUCGUCCUCGUCGCGGUCAUCACGUGCUGCUACACGCUCUUUGGCGGCAUCAAGGCCAGUAUCGCGACGGACGCUGUCAAGGGCGGGUUCAUCCUCGUGCUCAUCAUUGUGGUGUGCAUCGCCAUGUUCACGUCGGUCUCGAUCCCGGAAGGCUCGUGGGCCGAGACGGGCGUCGCGGACUUUACGGUGCUGGGCUUUGAGGCUGUGAUCACGCUCGUCGUUGCGGUCGUCUCGUCCAACCUCUUCUUGACGGGCUUUUGGCUGCGCACGUUUUCGGCCAAGACGUCCCGGGACUUGCACAUCGCGUGCGGCUUUGCGGCGCUCGUCGCGACGCCCUUCAUUGUGCUCCUCGGCGUCACCGGCAUGGUCGGCCGCAUCUUGCACGCGGAAGCGACCGACUCGUUCUUCUUCCAGAUCCUCCUCAACAUGAACGAGGCGUGGAGCAUCGUCGUGCUCAUCGUCAUUGCGGCGCUGGUCUCGUCGACGGCCGAUACGAUCCAGACCGGCAUGAGCGCCGAGAUUCUGACCAACUUCCAGUCGCUCUCGCUCACGCAAGCCCGCGUCAUCUCGAUUCUCAUCAACAUCCCCGCGAUCGCGAUUGCUAUGACCAACACGAGCGUGCUCCAGCUCUUCUUGAUCGCCGACUUGCUCUGCGCGGCGACGGUCGGGCCCAUCUUCCUCGGUCUCUGGGAGCGCUGCCACCCGACCGCCGUCAUUGUCGGCUGCAUCAGCGGUCUCCUCACGAUUUUCGUGUCGGGCUGGGCGCGCGACGGUGUCUUUGUCGACGGCUUUAGCGAGUUUGUCCUCGCCGAGGGUCUCUUUACCGAGCACUCGAUGAUCCUCUUCCUCGCUGCGCUCAUCGUGCCGGUCAUCGUGACCGUCGGCCUCUCGCUCGUGCUCAAGCCCGUCCCGCGCAAGGCGCCGUUGCUGCAGUCGCCGACCGAUUUUGCCGCGGCCAAGUCGCCCGAGCUCGUCUAAGAAGCGCUCGACUGCGAAUACAACCUUGUGUUUUCUGCGUUAUCCAAGA